Coniophora puteana RWD-64-598 SS2 is the source of this 605-nucleotide messenger RNA. Its product is annotated as ribosomal protein L36e. Gene Ontology annotation, cellular component: cytosolic large ribosomal subunit; ribosome. The record is from RefSeq and is a predicted model, not a curated record. NCBI's taxonomy places the organism in Eukaryota, Fungi, Basidiomycota, Agaricomycetes, Boletales, Coniophoraceae. Gene Ontology annotation, biological process: cytoplasmic translation. Gene Ontology annotation, molecular function: structural constituent of ribosome. Bases 79 to 381 code for a protein of 100 amino acids. The transcript has 4 exons.
CUCACGGUCACGCGUCUAUCGACCAAAGAUCUGUGGUAUCCGAGUGCGACUAUCCCAUCCUCAAGACCGUCAAGACCAAUGGCACGAAGCAACCUCCGAUACGGUCUCAACAAAGGCCACCCGACGACUCCCAUUGUUCAGACACCUCGCCCUAGUCACCGCAAGGGCAGCCAGUCUACGCGCAACAAGUUUGUGAAGUCAGUUGUUCGGGAGGUUACUGGUUUCUCGCCAUACGAGCGUCGGGUGAUGGAGUUGUUGCGUAACUCCAAGGACAAAAAGGCACGGAAACUGACCAAGAAGCGGCUUGGGACUUUGCUCCGGUCGAAACGCAAGCUCGAGGAGCUCAGCACAAUCAUCCAGGAGAGCAGGAGAGCGCACUAAAAAGACGUUGGGAUGUGACUGUAUGCCUUUGGUCCCUUUGUCGAGCUACAUCGAGAUGAUGCAGUGCACUGUGAUUUCAUGCUAUGCGGCGUAUGUAUGCCUUCUCACUUAUGAUAGCAAAGCAGGGAGUUUAUCCUCUGUGUGUCUCACGCAGUAUUAGCGGACGCCUGUGAGAGUGAACAGAUCAUUCACAAUUGCAGUGUGUCAAUAACGGUAACGUUUCA